UCACAAAGAGGGAUGUUGGAGUCCCGUCAAGCGGAGCAAAUGUCGCGGCUCUCUGCUGUAGCUCACGGUGCUAAGCUUGUUUUUCUUUCGGAGGGAGGCUGGAAAAGGAAAGCAUGCUCGGCCUGACUUUGAAGGGGGUGUCUCUGGCACUCAGGGAGGGAAGGAUCUCCCCGACAGAGCUCUGCAGGAAGUGUCUGAAUCGCAUCAAGAAGACCCAGCAUCUAAACGCUUACAUCGCUGUCACAGAGGAGCUGUCUCUGAAGCAGGCUGAGCAGUCUGAAAUCAGGCUGCGUCAAGGUGUCCCGAUCGGUCCUUUGGAUGGCAUCCCCUUUGCAGUCAAGGACAACUUUAGCACUCGGAACAUCAAGACCACAUGUGGCUCUAGGAUGCUUAAAGAUUACACUCCACCAUACAACGCGACAGUUGUGCAGAAGCUGCUUGACCAGGGGGCUGUUCUGAUGGGGAAGACCAACAUGGACGAGUUUGCAAUGGGGUCGGGCAGUACUGAUGGGAUUUUUGGUCCAGUCAGAAACCCGUGGAGCUACGCCACCUCCUACCUAACACAGUCAGGGGCAUCGCCAGACUCUGACUGGGUCAUCUCCGGGGGAAGUUCAGGUGGAAGUGCAGCAGCUGUGGCCUCUCUCACCAGCUACCUGGCUUUGGGUUCAGACACAGGCGGUUCAACCCGUAACCCUGGGGCGUUGUGUGGGGUCGUCGCCCUGAAGCCCACUUACGGACUUCUGUCACGACAUGGUCUCAUCCCACUGGUCAAUUCCAUGGAUGUCCCUGGAAUCAUCACACGCAGUGCUGCUGAUGCAGCCAUCGUCUUAGGUAUCCUCCAAGGCUUUGAUGUUAAAGACUCAACCACAGUUCCAUCCCCUUCAUCUCCACAAGAGCUUCCCGAAGACUUUGAUGUCAGGAACAUCUGCGUCGGCAUCCCUAAGGAGUACCACGCCCCCGGCCUGUCUCAGGACAUUCUUGCACAGUGGAGCCGUGUUGCAGAUUUGUUUGAGAGCGCCGGAGCUCGAGUGAAGCAGGUUUCCCUCCCACACACCCCAUACUCCAUUGUGUGCUACCACGUCCUGUGCUGCGCCGAGGUGGCGUCCAACAUGGCUCGCUUUGAUGGGCUAGAAUACGGACACCGAAGCGAGAUGAACAGCUCGACCGAGGUCAUGUACACGUCGACCCGUCACGAGGGCUUUAACGACGUCGUUAGAGGGAGGAUCCUAUCUGGCAACUACUUCCUGCUUAAACAGAACUACCAGCACUACUUUGUGAAGGCCCAGCAAGUCCGCCGACUGAUCGCAGACGACUUCAGGCGCGUGUUCAGCUCUGGUGUCGACGUGCUGCUCACUCCCACCACGCUGGCGGAUGCAGCUCGAUAUCACCACUUCACACAGGAAGACAACCGCACUCGCAGCACGCAGGAAGAUGUGUUCACCCAACCUGCAAACGUGGCAGGUCUGCCGGCCGUCUCGGUGCCAGUCUCGUUAUCAACACGAGGCCUUCCUAUUGGCUUACAGCUAAUAGGCCCCGCCCUGGAGGACAGGAAGUUGCUGUCAAUCGCUCAGUGGCUCGAGGAGAGGGUUGGCUUUCAGUCUAUCAGUGACUCUGACGACUCACAGCAGAGCAGAAAUGUCACGGGAAGGACUCAAAGGGAGCAGACGUCAGCUGUUUAAAGACUCAGAUCAACAGGACAGACCAAGAAGACGUCCUCCUUUCUUCAUCAGUCACGUUGUAUGGUCGAUCCAAGUCUCCUUGGAGAUUUACAUGAAUAAAACAUGCAAAAAUGGCACUACU
Molecule: messenger RNA, 1800 nt
Organism: Nothobranchius furzeri (turquoise killifish)
Lineage: Eukaryota; Metazoa; Chordata; Actinopteri; Cyprinodontiformes; Nothobranchiidae
Gene: qrsl1
Product: glutaminyl-tRNA amidotransferase subunit QRSL1
Biological process (GO): mitochondrial translation; glutaminyl-tRNAGln biosynthesis via transamidation
Cellular component (GO): glutamyl-tRNA(Gln) amidotransferase complex; mitochondrion
Molecular function (GO): glutaminyl-tRNA synthase (glutamine-hydrolyzing) activity
Source: RefSeq, a predicted model, not a curated record